CUGCUCGGUCAAGAAACGACACCUGGUCUUGCUACGGUGCCCGCGAAUGCGAGUGACGGUGUUUGGGCUGACCGGGUUAAGUCAGCGUAUCGCUCGAACUUCCACUACAUCUCGACAGCGGCGAUGAUGUCCCGGGAGCUUGGUGGCAUGGUGGAUGACACGCAUGUGGUGUAUGGCACUGCCAACGUUCGUGUUGUGGAUGCUUCGGUGCUCCCAUUCCACAUCUGUGGACAU
Pseudocercospora fijiensis CIRAD86 is the source of this 234-nucleotide messenger RNA. RefSeq lists its product as uncharacterized. The transcript has a single exon. Lineage: Eukaryota; Fungi; Ascomycota; Dothideomycetes; Mycosphaerellales; Mycosphaerellaceae. The record is from RefSeq and is a predicted model, not a curated record. Gene Ontology annotation, molecular function: oxidoreductase activity, acting on CH-OH group of donors. The annotation marks the transcript as partial.